AUGUCUUGCAUUCCUUCCGUGGCUGCUUAUUGUUGCCUUGCUAAAGGACUUUGUGAAAUUGGAGAAAUUGAUGAAGCUAUGAUGCUUGUUAGUGAUUGCUUAGGCAAUGUUGCUAGUGGACCUAUGGAAUUUAAGUAUUGUCUAACCAUUCUUCACAUUUGCAAGUCAAAUGAUGCAGAAAAGGUGAUUAAUGUAUUGAAUAAGAUGAUGCAACAGGGUUGCUCUUUAGGAAAUGUUGUAUGUUCUGCAAUCAUAUCUGGCAUGUGCAAGUAUGGAACGAUUGAAGAGGCCAGAAAGGUUUUCUCAAACUUGAGGGAGCGCAAAUUGUUAACAGAAUCUGACAUAAUUGUGUACGACGAAUUACUAAUUGAUCACAUGAAGAAAAAGACAGCAGACUUGGUAAUAUCUGGAUUGAAGUUCUUUGGUCUAGAAUCUAAACUAAAGUCAAAGGGUUGCAGGCUGUUGCCAAAUUGA
Lathyrus sativus (Indian pea) is the source of this 474-nucleotide messenger RNA. Lineage: Eukaryota; Viridiplantae; Streptophyta; Magnoliopsida; Fabales; Fabaceae. The record is from the annotation of a GenBank genome assembly.